Molecule: messenger RNA, 1707 nt
Organism: Cyprinus carpio (common carp)
Lineage: Eukaryota; Metazoa; Chordata; Actinopteri; Cypriniformes; Cyprinidae
Exons: 3
Coding region: 732-1472 (246 amino acids)
Source: RefSeq, a predicted model, not a curated record
ACACUUGUCAAUGAUCAAACGGUAAUGAUAAAUCAUUUUACAUACCUUUUUUUUAAUAAAACUAAUUUUUCCCAGCUCACAUCGGGUUAUUAAAUUAGAAUUAUUACUCACUGAACACACAGUAUUAUUAUUAAACAUGUUUUGUGACUAAUAAAAUUGUAAUCAUGUGUAUUUAUUAUAAAUGACCUUGCAGACAUAAUAUUAAAUUCUGCUCAUGGAUGGUUAUUUGCCAUUUAGUGCCUCAGACUCUUGUAACAGAGUAGAAUUUUGUUCCCAUUUGUGUCUCCCUCUGUCAAAGCCUGGCUGAGGAAGCACAGCGGAUCUAAAUGCUUUAGUGAAUAAAACAAAAGCGAGAAUCCAACAUGAAGAGUAAACGUAACAGAUAUGCACAAACAAAACCACACCAAAAAAAAUUAACAAACUAAAGAGAUGGAUAUAUUUCCCGAGAGAACUAAUGAUGAAAAUAAGGUAUUAAGCAAGUUCAUUUCUAGAAAAAAUAGGCUCCAGGAUAGCCAACAAUGGUGUCCUAUCUCUUUUUGUUUCAGUUUAAUUUUCAAGAAACAAAAAGAGAAUGUGACACUCUUGUUGGCCCUCCUAAACUGAAGAAUCCUUAAGCAACUGCCUACAGUUUUCCUAUAAAUGUCCUUGCUUAAAACUUAUUUGAUGUUUUUCUCGUUACUCACAACUCAGCACCAUUUCUCAUAACGGAUAGAAACUAUUACAGAUGAAAAAUGAAGUCAGUGAGACGAUCACAACUAUUUAAGGCAUUACUGGUUCCAUCGAGUUUGCUCAUCGUCCUGCUUCAUCUGGGUGUUCAAAGCACUGAGAGGGAUGUGAACCCUGGUGCCCUUGCUAAUAUCUUCAAGUAUUUUGCUGACAAUGUCCAGCCAAAAACCACAAUGCAAAAAGAUGCUCAAUAUGCAAUAGCAAUCUCUGUUCUACGUGCUCACUGUACAGACGUAGAUGCUGAUAUCCAGAAUGUGUUCAGUAAUAAAGAUGCAAAACAUGUCAGAGAUGAGCUCAAUAAAGGACAGAAAUGUUUACUCUGCACAGACUCACGCAACGUCAUUGCUGCAAGGCCAAAUCUUACCACAAAUGAACAUUCUGAGCAUGUUCUGCUCUAUCCUUUAGGUGAAUCUCCCAUGGACAAACUUCUAGAGCAGGCAGAUCAGAGUAGCUGUGUAGUUUUCUAUUCUUACAACUCUCCUUGUGUGAAAACAUGCAUGCAUGGGGAAGACAAUAUUUUUAAUGGUCUUUUAAACUGGAUAAACACAAGAAAAAAAGGAAUGAAUGCAUUUGUCUUUGAAGAGAUCUGGCAGAAGGACAGAAAGAAGAAUCUGGCAGAAGAAUUUCUAAAGAUUAAUGCGGUAGUGCCUCUUUAUCGGUGUAAGAGAACCAGUGAUGAAAUGGAAUGUUGGAAAUGUGUGGAAAAUAAAAAUGUGAAUACUAACUGUCUGCUUGAAAAUAAAUAAGUAAUUUUUUUUAUUUUCUAGAAAAUGCUUAUGUCAGUGAUCAAAGGGUGGCAUUUUAACAAAUCUUUCUUUAAACGCCCAGCACACAAUGGGCUAUAAAAUAAAAAAAUAUUCAAGAAUGAUAUCUGAUGUAUCAUUCUUGAGCAUCUGUUCUGUGCCUAAUUAAAUUAAUGAUGUAUCCCUUGUGGAACCACCAUAAUAUUCACUGUAAAAUGUACGUAAACUUUGGAAACAA